AUGAGACAGCUGAAACCAGCAAUUUUGGCGCUCGCCAGUGCGCUAGGCUAUGGCUCCUCGUUAUGGCCGAGUACUCAACAUGGUGAACCGGUGGACCCAAACAUUCUCACCAAUUUUGGUGCCUGGUCCUUCUACGUUCCAGGCGGCGACGUUGGACGCUACGACAUUCCCGACAAGUCCUUCCCGGGCUGCGAGGUCGAUCAGGUCAAUCUCUUCAUGCGGCAUGACUUUCGCGGUCCUUCGAAAGGAGUGGGUUCGGGAAUCGCAACCAUGAUCUCAAAGCUCGUCAACGCCAGCACCGCAGACAAUGCCGACUCGAAGUUCAGCGUGAGCGAUGGACAGCUCCACCCCGAGCUCGAGUUUCUCGCCAAGCUCAACGAAACUUACAGCGCUGUGACGCCAGAGCUGCUCACUUCAUAUGGAGAGCAGGAUGCACACUCGAGCGGCUACCACUUCGGAAACCGAUACGGCCAUCUGCUGGGCAAAAAGGAUUGGUACAAUGCGCCCGUCAACCAAUCCUUGCCCGUCUUCGCGCGGACAACGGAUCAGAGCAGGGUCAAUGUCACCAGUUGGGCCUUCUCGGAAGGCUUCUUGGGACUCAAUUGGCGCGAACGGCUGGCGGCUCCCUUGCUGACUCUUCCUGACAGCUCGUCGACCUUCAACGACUCACUUGCGGUGGGGACGUGCCCCUUCUCUGCCAAAGACACCUCGUCGGACAAGGCCUUUGCGGCGUGGAACAGCGUUUACCUUCCCAAGGUCGUCUCGAGGCUCCAGCGAGCCCUGCCCAACCUCAAUCUGACCACGUCCGACGUACAAGCCAUGCAGAACGCUUGUCCCUUCCAGUCGGCUUAUCUCGGUCGCCUUUCGCCUUUCUGUGCCAUCUUCACCCUCCGCGAGUGGGAGCUCUACUCGUACGGCCAGGACCUACAGCAGUACGAGAACGCGGGAUAUGGUGGACCCCUGGGUCGGGCCUGGAGUGUUGGGUGGGUCAACGAGCUGCUUGCGCGACUCACGGAGACGCGAGUCAAAGACCACACGUCGACCAACACCACCUUGGACGAAAGCACCACGACCUUCCCAAUCGGUCUUCCUGUUUACUUGGACUUUACGCACGACACGCAGAUCGCGUCCGCCAUCGCAGUCUUGGGCCUGCUCAAGGAUCAGAUCAGCCCUACCAGCUAUCCAAAGAAAGACCGACUAUGGAAUUCGGCGCAUAUUGUGCCGAUGGGGGCUCGUAUCAUCGUCGAGCGACUGAAAUGCGAGAACAAGAAGAGCAAGUACGUCCGCGUGCUGCUCAACGACGCUGUUGUCCCCCUCUCCGGGCUCAAAGAAUGCAACUCCCACGCACAAGGUCGGCUCCACGCCUCUGCAGGUCUCUGCAAGGUCGAGGAUUUCGUGGACAGUCAGAGCUUCGCCCAGGCCGGAGGCAACUGGAACAACUGCUUCCUCAAGUGA
Moesziomyces antarcticus is the source of this 1455-nucleotide messenger RNA. Its product is annotated as phytase. NCBI's taxonomy places the organism in Eukaryota, Fungi, Basidiomycota, Ustilaginomycetes, Ustilaginales, Ustilaginaceae. The coding region runs from base 1 to 1455 and encodes 484 amino acids. The record is from RefSeq and is a predicted model, not a curated record. Gene Ontology annotation, molecular function: acid phosphatase activity. The transcript has a single exon.